AUGUCCGCCACCGGCCAACAGCAACAGGGCGGCCGACUGCGAUUGCCGCCCCCCCGAGUCGCUGUUCCAAAUGGGGGCACACGACCGACCGAACCGACCUACAAUGACACUUAUGUUGUCGCCUAUGACUUUGGCGGCGUUGACUAUGAUGCAGCAGCCAAAGAAUUCAGCUUGCUGCUGGACAGCCUCGAGGCAGCUGGGCUGCAUGUCGAGGUGCGCCCCAGCUUCGAAAAGACCAUUCUCGUUUUCGUAAAGGCACCAGAACAACUCUUGGGCAACACCGUCUACAAGUCCAGAGUCAGGGACUGGCUUUACAGCAUCACCCAAAACCGCCCCGAAGGCGAUAAAGACACCGUCGUGCGCGCGUGGUACGAGGCUGAGGACCUCUUGGCCAUGCAUCACCUCGUUGCCUGGCCGAAAGAGCUCGGGGGUGCUGGCAUCACACCCGAGACGGGCCGAUGGGAGAAUGUCAAGGCCAUCUUCCCGCUGCACAACGAGCGUGACAACCAAGUGCUACUGAGACACCUCAGCCGGCGGUUGGUGCUCACCAACGACGAUUUUGACAAGAUCCGCGACUUGCUUGGCGCAAAGGUAGCAUUUUACUUCGCCUUCAUUCAGACAUACCUGAUGUUCCUGACCUUUCCUGCCAUUACCGGCGUCCUCACCUGGCUUUUCCUGUCGCAGUAUUCGCUCGCGUACGCCAUUCUGACGAGCAUCUGGUGCUCCGUCUUUCUUGAGUACUGGAAGGUUCAAGAGCUGGACCUCAGCAUACGGUGGAAAACCCGGGGUGUCAACAAGUCAAAGACCAACCGACCCGAGUUCAAGUACGACCGCGUCCUGAUUGACGCCCACGGCCGAACCAGGCACCACUUUCCUAAGUGGAAGCACAUCACCCGACAGCUUCUGCAAAUCCCCUUCAUCGUGCUGGCGACUGUCGUGUUGGGCGCCAUCAUCUGCUGCGUUUUUGCAGUCGAGAUUCUCAUUUCAGAGGCAUACGAUGGCCCUUACCAGUUCUAUUUGGAAUACUUGCCAACGGUUCUCCUGGCCGUCGCGAUUCCGUACAUGAGCUCAUCGCUCGAGGGAAUCGCAGAGGCGCUCACGCAGUACGAGAACCAUCGGACGGCCGACCAGCAUGAAAUGUCGCUGACGCAGAAGAUCUUUCUGCUCAACAUCAUCACCAACUACCUACCCAUUUUGCUUACGGCGUUUGUGUAUGUUCCCUACGGACAUAUUGUUGUGCCGAGCUUGAAGAGAGUCCUGCAACGUCUCCUGCCCAGCCUCUCGAGCCGACUGUCGGCGGAGGCAUUCCGGUCGGACCCGAACCGGCUCCGGAACGAGGUCAUCGCUCUUACCGUCACUGGCCAAAUCUCCAGCUUUUUCGAGGAGAACCUUUUGCCGCUCAUCAAGCAUAAGUUUCUUGGCUGGCAUCGCGCCUAUCGCAGGGCUCAUUCUAAGGACGCCAUGCUCCUGCGAAUGACCACCGACGACGCAGAAGAAGUCGAGUUCUUGAAAACAUGCCGAAACCAAGGCACGUUGCCGCAGUAUAAUGUGCAGGACGACAUUGCCGAAAUCGUUCUUCAAUUUGGCUACCUGGCGCUCUUUGCACCGGUGUGGCCGCUCAUCUCGCUCGGGUUCCUCAUCAACAAUUGGAUCGAGCUUCGAUCGGACUUUGCCAAGAUAUGCUUUGAGCACAGGCGCCCAGCUCCCACGCGCGCAGACGGCAUCGGGCCGUGGGUGCAGUCGCUGGAGAUGCUUACGUGGCUGGGAAGCAUCAUCACGGCCGCCAUGGUCCACCUUUUCGGCUCCGAUGGCCACAAGUCGCAUUGGGCGACGCUGCCCGUGACGGUCUUCAUCAGCGAACACAUCUUGCUAGUGCUCCGUUCCCUAGCACGAUGGAUCUUUGAGAGGUUCGGUUCGGAACAGAUUCGCCGGGAGCGCGAUGAGCGAUACGCCCGGCGUUUAUCGUACCUCGAUAACAUUGAGGCUAACAGGCAGGCUGGGCUGCACCUAAGUCCUGCUGAGAAGGAGCGAAGAAAGUCUGUCCUUGUUCUGGGUGCUGACAGCUUCUGGAGGAAGCAGGUAGACGAUGGCAUGAGCGCUGCAGCUGGUCUGCGGCUCAUCAACAUGGCCAAGGAGUGGGACGCUGAGCACGCCGACGUGGCAGACAGGAAGAAGAAGUAA
Molecule: messenger RNA, 2181 nt
Organism: Purpureocillium lilacinum
Lineage: Eukaryota; Fungi; Ascomycota; Sordariomycetes; Hypocreales; Ophiocordycipitaceae
Biological process (GO): chloride transmembrane transport
Cellular component (GO): cortical endoplasmic reticulum
Molecular function (GO): chloride channel activity
Source: RefSeq, a predicted model, not a curated record